AUGUUUUCGAGCUUUGGAUCUUCCGUAUUUGGUGGUGGGAUGUCAGGGUUUGGAAUCCCUGGAAGCAACACCUUUGAAGAAUAUUUCAGGUGUUAUCCUAUAGCAAUGAUGCCAGAUUUGAUACGUAAAGAUGAUGCAAACUAUGGAGGGAAAAUAUUUUUGCCACCUUCGGCAUUGAACAAAUUGACCAUGUUGCAUAUAAGAUAUCCCAUGUUGUUUGAGCUACGAAACGAGCAAAAAGACCUAUUAACACACAGUGGUGUUUUGGAGUUCACCAGUGAGGAAGGAAGAUGCUACAUCCCACAAUGGAUGAUGAGUACAUUGAAAUUGCAGCCUGGUGGGUUGAUCAAAGUUAAGAACUGUGACUUGAACUUGGGGAAAUUUGUCAAGAUUGAACCGCAAAGUGUCGACUUUUUGGACAUUAGUGACCCCAAGGCAGUUUUGGAGAAUGUGUUGCGUAAAUUCUCAACGUUGACUGUGAAUGAUGUAAUUGAGGUGAACUACAAUGAUUCGAUUUACGGAAUUAAGGUUUUGGAAGUGAAACCGGAGAGUGAAAAUCAUGGUAUUUGUGUUGUGGAGACUGAUUUGGAGACCGAUUUUGCACCUCCAGUCGGCUAUGUCGAACCAGAAUAUAAACCAAAGAGCGUCACUCCAUCACUGCUGAAACCUAUUGAUCCAUCCAGUGUAAAUAGGAGUGCAGGUGCGGCAACUAUGGCCAAGUCUAUUAACUAUGCUCAAAUUGUCACUGAUGCUACAUCGAACGGUGGGGCAACAUCAAGAUUUGGAGGAUCGGGACAAAAACUAUCAGGCAAGAAAAUUGAAGAUGCCCAUACUUCAAACGGAACCUACAGUAUGGAUGACUUGGAUCCAAAUGCCCCAGCUGUUCCGUUGAAUCUACCGGAUAACCAAUUAUUCUUUGGGUUCCCAGUGGUGUUGCCAAGUCAAGAAGAGAUAGAUGAGGGUCUUGAAGAUAAACAAAAGAGCAGGCAAGCGUUCUCUGGGUCGGGUCAAUCGUUGCGACAAAGUAGGAAACGAAAGGACAAAAGUACAAGCCAUCCAUCUUUGAAGAAUCAUGAGCGAAGUCCAGAUGUUAUAGAGAUUGAUUAG
Messenger RNA from Lodderomyces theae, 1107 nucleotides. Its product is annotated as polyubiquitin-binding protein. Lineage: Eukaryota; Fungi; Ascomycota; Pichiomycetes; Serinales; Debaryomycetaceae. The transcript has a single exon. The coding region runs from base 1 to 1107 and encodes 368 amino acids. Gene Ontology annotation, cellular component: VCP-NPL4-UFD1 AAA ATPase complex. The record is from RefSeq and is a predicted model, not a curated record. Gene Ontology annotation, molecular function: polyubiquitin modification-dependent protein binding.